Molecule: messenger RNA, 2884 nt
Organism: Thunnus maccoyii (southern bluefin tuna)
Lineage: Eukaryota; Metazoa; Chordata; Actinopteri; Scombriformes; Scombridae
Gene: ushbp1
Product: Usher syndrome 1C binding protein 1
Exons: 14
Coding region: 162-2270 (702 amino acids)
Source: RefSeq, a predicted model, not a curated record
UGCAGAGAGUAGACUCCAGCUGCAGCAGCAGCUGACUAACUAUUGGAAAAUAUAACAACACAAAACAGGAGAAGCAAAGAAAACAUCUCCUCAGUUUGUCAAAUGUUUUAUAGGCGGUGAACGGCCACAACAGAAACUGCUGCAAUCAUCAAGACCUAAGUAUGGAGGAUUCCAGCCUGAUCAGAUGUGACAGCCUGGAUGCUGGGUCCGGCUGUGACGGGGAGGUGAUGGCCCAGAUUGACUGCAUGACCCUUGACCCUGAGGGUGAGCCUUCACCAGCAGAACUGGCUCAGUGUGAGGCUGAAGUGGGCACCCUGCUCAGCAUCAUCGCUGAACUGAACAAGAAGAUGGGAUCACUAAAGGCACCGAGCAGUGAACCAGGUGACUUGAGACCAUCACGACAAUCCAGGCCGCUGGUCCCAGACCUGCUGUCCCACCAGCUGGUUAGAAGCAGCCCAGAGAGGAUCACUGCCUCUGCUGCCACAUCUAAACUUCCACUGACUGAGCGAGGGGGUAGUGGCGUAGUCUGGACAAAACUCCAGGAGACUUUAUCAGCGGUGGAGGACUCCAUCAGCUGUAGGAGGUCUUGGGCUGCCCCCAUCACAGCCUCUGACCAGGACAAGCAAAAAGAGCAUCUGAGAGCAGCCAAGGACAGCUGGGUGAAGGCUGCUCAGAUUUUGGAGGAGAUGGAAAAAGAGUUUGGGAUUUCGUGUCCAUCAGGCUUGACAAAGGACCAGUACCAGGAAGAGACACUGGAUCAGGACAAGCCUGACUCUGCACUCAAAAGCACCUUACAGAGUCACCAGGAGGAGCUGGAGAGAGCACAGAGCACCAUCAGCCAGAUGGAAGAGGAGAAAAACAAGCUGGUGGGUCACUACAGAGCCUGGAGGUCAGGCAGUCGCUCUCCCUCCCACAGGCCCUCGGGCAGUCCCACUGCUGGAGCUCUCAGUCCAGACUGGGCCUCUCCUCCCUUCCCUGGUUCUCCUUUACUCCUCAGGAGAGCAGCCAGAGCUAUACCACCUUUGUCUCCUCGUGGGGACGGCUCUCCACUGGGCUCUGUGAACUCAGGAAGUCCUUGUCCUAGUCCCAUCAGUCCGGAUAUUGAGAUAGAGCGGCUUAACAGGUGCAUCGAGAGGCUGAAGGCCAGGAAUGAACGUCUGACUGCAGCUCUGGAGCGAAGGAAGGGAGAGUCGGAGCAGAUCAGUAUUACACUAAACAGACUUGAGGCUGACUGCUCUGCCCUGCAGAUGGCUCUCCGAUACUGCGAGGAGUGUGAAGAGGCCUACAGCGAGCUUCUGUCACUUUAUGAUGCCAAGAAACAGCAAAGCAUUCCUCUGCAGACAGACUCAGCAGAGGCAGCCGGUGGCAGGCAGCAGCCCGGCAGUCCAUCAGCUCAGCUCAGGAAAAUGGGAACUGAAGAGCUGUCCACCUCCUUCUCAACAGCAGGGGUCACAGAGGAGACGGAAACACAGAGUCACUCGGGGCAGAGGACACCUGAAUUGAUGGAGCGAGAGGCUGUUCUUCGCCAGCAAAUUGAGCGCCUGAAGAGGGAGAGGGCAGCCAUUUGCCUCCCUAAGCCAAGUCCAGGAGCAGAGGGCAAAAUGAGCCCCGACACCGGUACCCCGGCUGGGUCGAGAGGGGGACACGUAACUAAAGAUAACACCAGACCUCCUGACACCAAGAAAGAGAAGGCUUCCCUGUUCUAUGAACUCAUCUCUGUCAGGGAGGAGAUGUCAGAUCUGCGAUCUCUUAUCCGCCUCAAGGAGAAAGAGCUGAGGUGUCUGGAGUGGAGUUUAAUGGCCCAGAAGACCCAAGAAGCAGCAGGAGCAUUCAUCCCAGAAAGCCUCCGAGAGGAGAUGGAGGAUCGGAAGACUGAACAACAGAGGCUCUGUGAGAAUGCAGCUGAACUUUGUGCUGACGGAGACAUCGCUGGUCUUCGGGGCAGACCCAUUCUGAAAGAGCUGCAGGCCGUCCUGCAAAGGGAACAAGCCCUGAAAAAGAGGCUGGCUUUAGUCCAAGACUCAUUGAGCACAGCUCUCACAGACAGCCCCUCUAACAGGAGGGACAAUGAGGAGCAGAUUGCUCGGCUCACACAAGCUCACAGUAAGGCCUUGAGCUCGUACCGGCACAUUCGCAGGAAGUACCGGGAGCAGGUGUGGAGGCUGGAGCAGAAAGUGGCAGCCAUGAUGGAGAGUCAACACGCCCAGAGUGGAGCACCGAAGGCUGCGGGGGAGGCCUUGGAGUGGAGGAGGGAAGAGACUGUUCUGUGAUCCACUGAUUCUUCAAACGGAGACUCAGUCAUCCUCAUAGCCAAAUCUUAUCCACAUCAACAAGAAUGUACAAAUCUGUUGUAUGUAUUUUUAUUAUUUGUCAAGUCCUUGCACCAUACAGAUAUAAGCCUCAUCACUGCUGCAAUCUGUUUUUUAUUAAAUACUUGUAUUUGUAGGUAGUUUUCUGGUCUUGUAAAGACAUAUCAAUCAAUCUAUAUGUCUGUCCAUUCAUCAAUGCGAUACACAGCUUUCUAUCAGGUAUUCAUUGGCUCUUGAGAGGUAUAUAUAAAACAUAUAAGGCAGAAGAACAUGGAAAGCACUGUCAUUUCUGCCUUUUCAAUGCUUGUGAGCGUUUUCAAUAAACUGAACAGGAUUCCAAAGCUUAACUUGUUUAACAGCUACUCACACAUCACAAGACACAUUCCUUGUUUCAGAGAAACAGCUGUCAUGCAGUCAUGAAUGUAUAAGGCCGAUUCAAGGUCUGAACCCACUGAAGACCUCGGGACUGACCUCGAGAGUGCACAUGUCCUUUUUCCCGUAUGAGCUGACUCUAUAAAGCCACUCCCGACCGUGCUGUCGUGACAAUGCGCCGAGAAAGGGGGAUGGGGCCUGGA